Messenger RNA from Pyrenophora tritici-repentis Pt-1C-BFP, 685 nucleotides. RefSeq lists its product as uncharacterized. Gene Ontology annotation, cellular component: EMC complex. The record is from RefSeq and is a predicted model, not a curated record. Lineage: Eukaryota; Fungi; Ascomycota; Dothideomycetes; Pleosporales; Pleosporaceae. Gene Ontology annotation, biological process: protein folding in endoplasmic reticulum.
AUCGCACCUCCCCCACCAACUUUGCAGUACGACACAUAGGCACAGGACCUUCAACCUGCUUCAAUCCCAGGAUAAAUCUCGCUAGACAAUUAAGAAUCUCGCCCCACCCACAUACAUGCGCAAUGGCGAUGCUCGGGACGAUUCUGAACGGCGUCGGCGCGCUGUUCCUAACACAUGCUGUCUACUCCACCCACGAACACACAGCAACCUUUGCCUCGACUCCCCUCCCACUUGACAUCUCGCUCGAGCUCCUCACCUCCAUCCUGCUACUCUCACUCGGCAUCGUCAUCUCUUUCGCGCCGCUCAAGCCAAUACAAUGUGCACAAUGGGCAGGCCAGAUUUCACGCCAGGGAAGACACGGCGAAGGCCAGUAUACGAGGGAGGGCGAAGAGGUUUUGAGCGAGGGCGAUCCGUAUGCAUUCUUGGGUUUGGAUGGCGGUAUUGGCGGCAAGGGCGAGGGCAGGAGGGGAUUUUGGGAUGUAAAGGGAAAGAGGAGAGAAUACGAGGAAUGGGUUAGGGGUGCUGGGAAGAAGUAAAAGAGUGUAGAGUCAUGUAGACAGGACGAGUUGGGUGCUUGCGAGAGAUUGAACUGGCACAGGAACACGUGGAAUGACUAAAUACCGCAAUCCACGGGGUUGAGGAAUUCAUUCGACAGCUACCCUUCAUCAUAUGAUACCGCGCGAAA